Messenger RNA from Volvox carteri f. nagariensis, 1848 nucleotides. RefSeq lists its product as uncharacterized. The transcript has 13 exons. The coding region runs from base 1 to 1848 and encodes 615 amino acids. Gene Ontology annotation, biological process: protein phosphorylation. NCBI's taxonomy places the organism in Eukaryota, Viridiplantae, Chlorophyta, Chlorophyceae, Chlamydomonadales, Volvocaceae. Gene Ontology annotation, molecular function: ATP binding; protein kinase activity. The record is from RefSeq and is a predicted model, not a curated record.
AUGGAUUCAGCGCCUGCAGAGGCAGCACGAUGGCCCAUUUCGUAUCCGGGGCAGGUUCUUCGCGGCUGGGACAACACCGGCACGCACCCGCACGGCUGCUUGUUCGGCUCAUGGACACGGUCAUCUGGGCUAUCCGCUUCCUAUUCCUGGAUGGCGCAAACGGAGGCAAUAACUAUCGCGAACAGGGCAAGCUUUUCCUUCCUGGCUCCCACGCUGCCAAACCAAGCGUCAGAAAUGCAGUUUGGGCCAGCAGCCAUGUCAGCGAGGUUCUGCUUCCCAACCGUAUUGCAGCUACAAACCGUUAAGGCAGUCGAGCCGCCGGCGAAAUACCCGCAUGCCAAACAGCUGGUCGAGCUGGGUUACCAACAUCCGGAGGGUGGCUGCCGCAACGGGUCCUCUGUGCCGCCACUACAACGAUGUUGGCCAGAUGGUUCCCUCGUAGUGGAGGUGGCGGGUGACGGCAUCCGCAUUGACCCGUCCUCAGACAAGUCCAUCCCCACCAACACCAUAUUCUAUUUUCAAAAUGUCACCUGCCUGUGUGAGCACCCCGUGAGCAUCAUGUGCCUCAGAGAGCAGCAGGCCGAGCCCCUGGUCUGCUUCCAGGAAACGAAGCGCCAGUUUGGGAAUGUCACGACGUCUUUCUUAGACGAUUACCGACCAGAUCUGCCGCUUCAGGCCCUUGAUGGUAAUGCCUCUUCACCGCAAGUGAAGCAGACGCAGCGGCAGGACAGCACACCACCGGUGGCAAGCGGUGCGGAGGAAAACCAGGCCCGGGGCCGUGCAGUGGUAGUAGGGGCUGCAGUGGCAGGGACCGUGGUUACCGUGUCCCUGUUCGCGCUGAUGGUGGCGGCUGCAGUGCGCUUGAAGUGGCUGCAGGAAUACUGCAAAGACGUUGGUGGCAGUCGCGCGACCAUGAACAUUCUUUCUUUUGGGACGAACAUCUUCGGUCGCAGCUGCCUUGAGUCGAGAAGUCGCCCAGGCCCAGCCUCUAAGCUGAACUUUACUGGUACUGCUUACGAGAACGGGAGCGGUGGAAGCGGGGCCUCAUCUGCGACCCCUCGUAACCACCUUCCCAAGUCAGAAGUUGCAGUGGAAGUAGAGGAAGUGCAGCCUGGCGAGCAGCAGGUGGUUGGCACCGAGCCGACCGUGGUGACGCCUCUGGAACAGGCUGCCGUGGUCAUCACCCCAGACACGCGGCCACAACCCAACCUGGAGCUGCAUGUGCGGUUAAUGGACCCCGCUGCUGAGGCUGAGGCUGGCGACAGCAGCAACAGUCCCACAGCAGGUGCCGUCACGUGUGUCGCACCCCUGCACUCGAAGGAGGAGGUCGCCAGCGGCAGUGGCAGCGGCAGUGCUGGUGGUGGUCCUCUCUGUAGUGGUAGCAAUGUGGUGGAGCUGUCUCCGGUGGUACGCGGCAAGGGCACCUUUGGUCGAGUGGUGGAAGGUACUUACCGGGGGCAGCGAGUGGCUGUGAAGCUUCUGGCCAGCGACGGCCCGUGGGGAUGCCCCAUCGAGGCCUUCGCCUCCAGCUUCGCGCAGGAAGUGCAGGUGCUUCAUAUCACCAUAUCCAUUGCCAACGCGCUGGCCUACCUGCACCCCACCAUCAGUCACCGGGACCUCAAGCCUGCCAACGUGCUGCUCAACGACCCCCACAGUGACCGCCCCACAGUUAAGCUUACGGACUUUGGGCUGUCUCGACUUCGUGUGACGGUGGCUCCAACGGAGCAUCCGGAUGUGGGCACGCCCGCCUACAUGGCACCGGCCGGCUUCUGUGAAGUGGUAACUGUUUUGGACGCAGCACCCACGACCAGAAUCCAUAGUAAUCUGACGGAUCAAUGGCGGCGAUAA